UUCCGCGUUAAUACCCGCCGCAGGCUAUAUGGGCAGUGUAAUGUCAGCGUGUAACGUAUAGCGUGUAAUGCAAGACCUUCUUAAGUUGACUGUGGUACAUGUUAAAAUUUGCAUUUAUACCCAGAGACAAAAAGAGGAAAUGUGUCUUUCUGUACUCGCCUCUUCUGCUUUCGCGACUUUAAUUCUCUAAUAUCGGUGGAGGACACAAAAAGGUAAGGUAAGAUGAGGGACCGACUGUGUGAGCUGCAGGCCUUUACACCUGCAGAGCAGGAGCGCAGGCCUGAGGAAAGUGAAAGACUCACCGAUGAUCAUGACGAGCCUCUGGAGCAGCAUGCCAUCGUGUUUGAGGGCGAAGACAUGAUGGAUGGCAUCUACAAGGACGCUCAAGCAAUGAGGAAGGAGAUCCAGUUGCUCAGAUUGGAUGUUAAACGUCUGGGGAAGCAGAACACCAGGUUCCUCACAUCAGUCAGGAGGAUCAGCAGCAUCAAGCGGGACUCCAAUGCACUGGGAAGGGAUAUCAAGGCCAGAGGGGAGGCCAUUUAUAAAAGGCUGGAGAAGAUGGGGAAGCUGAGCAAGGAGCUGGAGGAGGACCAUGGGGUUACAUCAGCUUUGGCUCGCAUGGUGCGCUCACAGUAUGUGUCUUUGACCAGCGCCUUCCACAGUGCCAUGUCUGAAUACAAUGAGGCCGAAAUGGCCCAAAGGGAGAAUUGUAAAACCCGCAUCCAGAGGCAAGCAGAGAUUAUGGGCAAGGAGGUGACCAGGGAGCAGAUAGACGAAAUGAUUGAGACAGGGAAAUGGAAUGUCUUCUCAGAUAAUCUCCUGCUGGAAGGGAGGACUGCAAAAUCUGCUCUCAACGAGAUUGAGAACAGGCACAAGGAGCUGCUGGAGCUGGAGAGCCGCAUCAGGGACAUUCACGACCUUUUCUUCCAGAUGGCGCUUCUGGUGGAGGAGCAGGGCUGCAUGCUAGACAACAUAGAAGCAAAUGUAUGCGCAACUGAGGACUACGUAGCUAAAGCUGCAGCACAGAUCAAGCAGGCCGUGAAAUACAAGAAAAACAAUCCAUGCAAGAAGCUCUUUUGUUGUUGUUUCCCGUGCUGUAACUGAGGCAGCAUCAAUGAUUUUUUUUUUUUCACCAGAAUGUCUAGAUUAGUUUAAAUCAACUUUCUCUGCAAAUGUUUCUCAAAUGUAGCUCACAUGUAAGUGUUUUUCUGCUGUUGAUAUUAUUUUCUUCUCUUAGUUGAUACCAAAAAGUCAGAGUCAUUCAAACCACACACACAUAUGCAAAUAUAUACAGUGCGAUAAUGAU
This is a messenger RNA of Archocentrus centrarchus (flier cichlid), 1306 nucleotides long. RefSeq names its product syntaxin 11a (gene stx11a). Gene Ontology annotation, cellular component: endomembrane system; SNARE complex; plasma membrane. NCBI's taxonomy places the organism in Eukaryota, Metazoa, Chordata, Actinopteri, Cichliformes, Cichlidae. Gene Ontology annotation, molecular function: SNAP receptor activity; SNARE binding. The transcript is spliced from 2 exons. Gene Ontology annotation, biological process: exocytosis; intracellular protein transport; synaptic vesicle fusion to presynaptic active zone membrane. The record is from RefSeq and is a predicted model, not a curated record. Bases 223 to 1104 code for a protein of 293 amino acids.